GGAGCCGCACCUGCGUGGUUGGAAGGCUUGGUUCAGGGGUCAAGCUCGCUCGGGCUGGUCCUGGCGGGGUUGGCACCCUGGGAGGUUCUGGGGCUCGAGGGCGGAGCUUGACAACACCGUGCACGCCUUAGGCUCAGGUGCACUGAGCAGGCAGGUAGAGAGCUUUUGAAGCCGCCGCGCUGGAGUUGGAGCUGGAGUUCCGUGGGGCCGGAGGGCAGAGGCUGCUCUCGGCCUACCCGGGGACAGAGAAUGAGUCCGAAGCUGUGGCCUCCGGGCGGAAAGGCCGUGCCCAGAACGUGCUGCGCUGGUUCACCACCGUGGUGCUGUGUGCCGCUUUCCUGGGGCUGGGACUGAGUGUUGCUAUCCUGGGACCCACCUUUCCAGAUUUGGCAAGGAAUGUGAACCGAAACAUCAGCAGCCUGUCUUUCAUCUUUGUGGGCCGUGCCUCGGGGUAUUUAUGUGGCUCUAUGAUUGGAGGAGUUCUUUUUGAGUGUAUUAAUCAUUUUUUACUUUUGGGGGUGUCACUUUCUGCUACCACAGUUGGUCUUUAUCUUACUCCAUUCUGCAAGACAGCAGUCCUACUGGUUGUCAUGAUGUCUGUCUUUGGUGUUUCAAUGGGCCUUCUGGAUACAGGUGGGAACGUCCUCAUCUUGGAUCUUUGGGGGGAUGAAGGAGCCCCACACAUGCAGGCCUUGCACUUCAGUUUUGCCUUGGGUGCCUUCCUGGCUCCCUUGUUGGCCAAAUUGGCCUGGGGAACAUCAGCAUCCACUCAGAACCACACAGCGCCCGACUUCAACCCUCUAAUGCUGAACGGAUCCUCUGAAGCCACCUCAGACUCUCUGUUUGCAGUUCCUGAGGACAUGAACCUGCUGUGGGCAUAUGCUUCCAUCGGCACCUAUGUCUUAGUAGUUUCUGUCUUUCUGUUUGCUCUGUUUUGUAAGAAAAGCUCAAGGCAGGAAAAAGCCACAGCAUCUGCUCAGGAAGCUCGAAGAGCUAAAUAUCACAGGGCCCUGCUCUGUCUCCUCUUCAUCUUCUUUUUCUUUUACGUUGGAGCCGAGGUGACCUACGGCUCUUAUGUAUUCUCCUUCGCUACCACCCAUGUUGGCAUGGAAGAAAGUGAAGCAGCCGGCUUAAACUCCAUCUUCUGGGGGACCUUUGCUGCCUGUAGGGGCCUGGCCAUCUUCUUUGCAACAUUCUUAAAGCCCGGAACCAUGAUUGUGUUGUGCAACAUUGGCAGCCUGACCUCUUCUUUAUUUCUGGUGCUUUUUGACAAGAGCCCUCUUUGUCUCUGGAUUGCAACUUCUGUGUAUGGAGCCUCGAUGGCAGCCACGUUUCCCAGUGGCAUUUCCUGGAUUGAGCAGUACACCAACAUAAGCGGGAAAUCUGCAGCGUUCUUCGUAAUUGGUGCUGCUCUAGGAGAAAUGGCGAUUCCUGCAGUAAUCGGAAUUCUUCAAGGCCACUACCCAGAUCUGCCAGUAGUUCUGUACACCGGUCUGGGGUCGGCCACAUUCACUGCUGUCUUAUUUCCUGUGAUGUAUAAGUUAGCCACCUUACCUCUGGCUCACCAGCCAAAAGGAAGGAAGAGUGAGGACCAGAGAGCUCUGCUUUCCGGCUCUGAGCUCAAUGACUGCGAAGAAGAGAAUGAAGAGGAAGAUGCCGAAAAGUGGAACGAAAUGGAUUUUGAAGUGGUUGAAAUGAUUGAUCCGAUGCAGGAGUCUGUAAGGGACACGUCUAGAGAUGCCCUAGGGAAGCCCACACCUGAGGCUUCCAAUCACUUCCUGUCAAAGGCGUACUUUCCCGUCAGUAGCGGCGACCCCCUUGUGAAUCACCAGGACAAAAGGGACUGACAGUCAGAGGAGAUGGAUCACUGAAUGACUCCACUGAGUCAUCGCAGCUCCUGAAGCACUCCUCAGGCAGAGCUUUGGCAGACUCUCCGCGUGCGUUGGCAAUUGAAAUUUGUGUUCACAGCAAGCGGUGAAACUGUUUGAAGAGUAGGCUCUGGUUAGGCGACUGUGUUAUGGUCCCCGCCUGUCAGAAGGCGUUUUUCGUGUGAGGAGCUGGGUAGUGUACCAGUAGACGACACUGCAGAAGAGGGGAGCUGUUGGCUGAGCAAAUGGUCUUACGUUUGCACUCCGCCAGGGGCUUGAGGAGAGCAGGCAGUGGAAGAGCCAGCUUUGGAGACAGAAACUUUUCUUAACUUUCCCCUCUGUGUAGGGUGGUACUGAAAAACACUGCUGACUUUUUCUUAUUUCUGUGAGAAUAUGGAUAGGUCAUGAUUUCUAGAUCAAUAUCUAGCUUCCUCCCUGACUCCAUUCUGAGCUUUGACACUGUCUGGUUUAUUGGGUCUCCUGUGAUUCUAGAAAUGCAAGUAGGGUUAUUUCCAAAUUUUAGGGUUUGGGUUUGUUUUGUUUCUUGAGUCUUACUUUAUAGUCCAGGCUGGCCUGGAAUUUAUUAAGUAGCCCAGGUUGGCCUCAGACUCAACGCUCUGUCUCUGCCUCCUGAAUUUUGUGCUAGAGGUGUGUGCCACCAUGCAUGGUGAAAUGUGUACGUUUUAAGUUGUAUAUUGUUUUUGCUAAAUAACCCAUUCAUUUCAAAUGAAAUGUAAAGCAAAAGUGAUGGUUAGCCCUUCGGACGUGCCUCGGCUUGUGAAACCCUGCAGUUUAGCAAGCAGUUUAGUAGCACCGCUGCCGUCACUGGUCUAUAACAUGCCCCUUCCCCUCACACUCAAGGGGAGUUAUUUAAGUAUUCCAGUAAAUUCUAGUCUUGUUUCCCUUGCGUUUAAAAAUUUCCCCCCAAUUUCUGUAUCAUGUCCGGGUAAUACAGCAGGUCACUGCAUUUCAGAGAUUAUGGUAUUUUUGCUGGCACUUUAGAAGAGGGAUUAUUUUUAUAUAUGAGUCUAUAUCAUGUUCAGAGAGGAUUUGGAAACAGUCUGUUGAUUUUAUGUAAUUAUUGUUAUUUUUUUAACUUUACUUUUUUUAAUGCUGGUGACUGAACACAGGACCUUGCACUUGCUAAGCAAGUUCUCUGCCACUGGACUGGGGGUGUCUUAUGUUUCAGUUAUAGAAGCCAUUUUAGAGUUACUGUGUUGGCAGUAAGGUGUGGACAGGUCCUUUGGUGUCCAUAGCCUGCCUCAGUAACUGCCUCAGGCUGGAUCUGGGCCUUGCAGUUGGGAUUCGACUCUCACUGGGUUGGGUUAUUAAUCACAUAUGUACUGUAAACCAAGCUAAAAGUUUAGUUUACAAAUGAGGCACCAUCUUUUUUGGUGAUUGGAGAACCUGUGUCCCUUCCAGGACUCCUUGAACUUGAAGUACCUGGAGACCAAAAUAAGGUUGGUGUGGUGGCCUAGGAAAUCAGGGAUAAGGGAUGCUGCUGCUCAGAUGUGCCAGAGCUCGUCUGGGCCGUCCUGUGAUAACUGACCUGUACCUCUCCUCAAGUCUUACGCUGAGUGACAAUGAACUGCAAUGUGUUUGUUAAUCUCUUACCAGAGUUUAAAAUUUGUUUUUCUUAAAAUAAGUGCUUUGUUUUUUCUUAAAAAAAAAUUAAAAUUUCUUUUCUGUGUGUGA
Mesocricetus auratus (golden hamster) is the source of this 3563-nucleotide messenger RNA. It is a transcript of the gene Slc60a2, whose product is annotated as major facilitator superfamily domain containing 4B. Lineage: Eukaryota; Metazoa; Chordata; Mammalia; Rodentia; Cricetidae. The transcript has 4 exons. The record is from RefSeq and is a predicted model, not a curated record. Bases 468 to 1847 code for a protein of 459 amino acids.